AUGGCGCGCGUUUACGCCGAUGUCAAUGCGAACAUGCCGCGGUCCUACUGGGAUUACGACUCCGUGUCCAUCUCUUGGGGUAUUCUGGAAAACUACGAGAUCGUGAGAAAGAUCGGACGAGGAAAGUACUCUGAAGUUUUCGAGGGCAUUAAUGUUGCCAACUACCAGAAAUGCGUCAUCAAAGUGCUCAAGCCUGUGAAGAAGAAGAAGAUAAAGCGUGAAAUCAAGAUCCUACAGAACCUGUCCGGCGGGCCAAACAUCGUAGCCCUCCUAGACGUAGUACGCGACAGUCAGAGCAAGACACCGAGCUUAAUAUUCGAAAAUGUGGACAACACCGACUUCAGGACGCUGUAUCCGCGCUUUGUUGACUACGAUGUGCGAUACUACAUCUUCGAACUGCUCAAGGCAUUGGACUUCUGUCACAGUAAAGGCAUCAUGCACCGAGACGUCAAGCCGCACAACGUUAUGAUCGACCAUGCGAAACGAAAGCUGAGACUGAUUGAUUGGGGCCUGGCUGAAUUCUACCACCAGGGAACAGAGUAUAAUGUCAGGGUGGCAUCGCGAUACUUCAAGGGUCCUGAGUUGCUGGUUGACUUCCAGGAAUACGAUUACUCCCUCGACAUGUGGUCUCUGGGUGCCAUGUUUGCCUCGAUGAUCUUCCGCAAAGAACCCUUCUUCCAUGGCAACAGCAAUUCAGAUCAACUCGUAAAGAUUGCAAAGGUUCUCGGCACUGACGAGCUCUUCGAAUACCUCGACAAGUAUGACAUCGAACUCGACGCGCAGUACGACGACAUUCUCGGCAGAUUCCCCAAGAAACCGUGGCAGAGCUUUGUAAACGCCGAGAACCAGCGGUUCGUCAGUCCAGAAGCCAUCGACUUCCUCGAUAAGUUGUUGAGAUAUGAUCAUCAGGAACGACUAACCGCCCAAGAAGCCAUGGCACAUCCCUAUUUCGCACCAGUAAGGAAUGCAGCAUCACAACAGAAUUCUCAAAACCACGUUUCUUGA
Exophiala spinifera is the source of this 1005-nucleotide messenger RNA. RefSeq names its product casein kinase II subunit alpha. Gene Ontology annotation, cellular component: nucleus; protein kinase CK2 complex; cytosol. The record is from RefSeq and is a predicted model, not a curated record. Gene Ontology annotation, molecular function: ATP binding; protein serine/threonine kinase activity. Bases 1 to 1005 code for a protein of 334 amino acids. The transcript is spliced from 4 exons. NCBI's taxonomy places the organism in Eukaryota, Fungi, Ascomycota, Eurotiomycetes, Chaetothyriales, Herpotrichiellaceae. Gene Ontology annotation, biological process: protein phosphorylation; regulation of transcription by RNA polymerase III; DNA damage response.